CUUCUCCGCAUUUUAUGGUUAUUGUUCACCAAAGUAAGCCGAUGGGUCGAGCACGACAAGGAUUCUCCUUUUCUUAUUCUUCUUUGUCUCCCUCUUCAAAGAUCAAGAUGUCUUCUUCUUAACGAUUCAUAUCACACAGUUUGGUAUCGCAUAGCGUGGCUCACUUGCUAUCUGUUAUAUCUAUCCCUCGGGUUUAGAGAUCUAGUACCAUAUAUAUUCGUUGCAAGUCUUCAUGUCAACCACCACUUUCUUUACACUACCAUUCCUUGCCCUCGUCUCCAUACCUCUCGUCAUAUCAGCUUAUAUUACCAUCUGCUUUUCGGUGCUGGCUCUGUUUCUACGGCUUUCGGUGAUCUACAUCGAACUAUGCUAUGCGAUCAUCGCGAGCUAUUUUGUCAUUCCCACCUCCAACACCUCGUCCCUCUUAAACUUCGCCCCCUCUGAACCCACGACCCCGUUAGCUGCUACAACACCAAAGCGCCGGUCAUUGGAUUACGGCAGGACCAUCCAUUUCUCAGACCCCAGUUGCCACCAGUCCAACCCUGUUUCCCCUAGCCAUAGCCGACCAGGACGCGGCCAGCGACGCAACAGUUCACAUUUGGAAGAACCAAAUGACCAGGAUAGUACACUCCACGACAUCGACGGACGGCGAAUCCGAAGAGCAGAGCAUCAUAAAAAUGGUUACUACCCGUCAUUGCGCGGCUUCCUCGGCCUGAUUAGUGGCGACGAGAGGAGGGACUUCGAGGGCGUAGGCGGAUGGCGCUGUUGGACGUCAUCCUCUAAAGUCUAUGGACUUCAUUCAAGAUCCGUGUCUUCCUCUUCCAGUAACAGCGUAAGUGAGGAGGCCGAUGAGAGGGCCUGGCUUUCGAUCAAUAAUCGGUUGGAAUUACCAUCACAACCACUCGGCAUGAGGAAUAACGAGCUUUCGGAGCAUUCGCUACCCUGGAGGCACAGACAAAUGCUGGCCAGUCCUGAUGAUAGCCAUGGUCUCCACCAUCGCCGCUCAGCUACCACAUCGGUGCUGUCGAGCCUAAACAUCCGCACUCCGAACUCAUUAUCACUGGCUCUAUCGAUUCGGUCGGACAAUCCUGCAUUUGAAUCCCGGUCAAGAGCAGUAUCGCCACACUCACAGUCACGACAAUCAAUAGGAGACAUUCCUUCCGUUAUGUUGAGCUCCUCCCAGACCAACAACUACGUUGUUAGUCCAGCCGAUGGCUCUGGCGGUUACUUCAGUUUACGACCUAGCAGUGGAGUUAGCAGCAGAACCACAACGCCGGGGAGCACGACACCGAUUGAAGAAAACAGGUCCCCGAGAGCUAUGGGUAGGGCCAUGGCGCACUACCCUGGUGGAGUGAGAUAUCGUCGGAGGAGCAUAUCUGGUCCCAAUUCAAGCGCUCGAAUCGUGAGGUCUUCCUAGAGCUUGAGCGGGUUAGUGAUGAGAGGCGAUUUGUUGUGAUAAUAUACCGAAGCUUUCUCUAGGAAAUGUCGGUAGAAUCAUCAGAGGAGGUCAUAGGGAUCGUCAAAUAUUCGUGAAAUCCCCAAUGGAAAUAAAUUAAUUGCCAGAAGACCCAUUCCGAGUAUAGUAGCAUACUAGUAAGUGUACAUACGUAGGUACUUGUACUUGGUAUGUCCUCCGUACGAGUGGUAGUGUUCGGGUACGAUACGAUACAAUACCCUCGGGAUGUUCCAGCAGGAACAGUUGAGCGUCAUCAUCCUCUGUUGGGGUUCCCACUUCUCACUUCCGCCCAAUCAUUCCUUUAUAAUUAUCUUUUUGCUUGCU
Aspergillus pseudonomiae is the source of this 1780-nucleotide messenger RNA. RefSeq lists its product as uncharacterized. Lineage: Eukaryota; Fungi; Ascomycota; Eurotiomycetes; Eurotiales; Aspergillaceae. The transcript has a single exon. The record is from RefSeq and is a predicted model, not a curated record. The coding region runs from base 233 to 1417 and encodes 394 amino acids.